AGCGAGGAUGGCCGAGGUGAAGAACUUCACCUGGGCGGUGGAGGACAUUUUCAAGGACACCUUCCUGAGCUACAUGAACGGCUGGAGGAGGAACAUGACGGAGGCGGCGACCAAGCUGCGGGCCCAGGUGGCGGCCGAGAACUUCGACUACGUCAUCCUGUACCUGAUGGUGAUGAUCGGGAUGUUCUCCUUCAUCAUCGUGGCCAUCCUGGUGAGCACCGUGAAGUCCAAGAGGAGGGAGCACUCCAACGACCCCUACCACCAGUACAUCGUGGAGGACUGGGGGGAGAAGUACAAGAACCAGGUGCUGAUCCACGAAAAUCUGGGAGCGAGGGAUAAAACAAGCCUGGAGUCGCCCUGAGUUUUGGGAAGCGCCGGCGGUGAGGAAAUCACAGAGUCACACCCAGGGAACCAACUGGGAUUAUAAAAACCUGGGAAACUGUUUGGAAAAUUAACACACA
Neopelma chrysocephalum (saffron-crested tyrant-manakin) is the source of this 461-nucleotide messenger RNA. RefSeq names its product potassium voltage-gated channel subfamily E regulatory subunit 2 (gene KCNE2). Gene Ontology annotation, cellular component: membrane. Lineage: Eukaryota; Metazoa; Chordata; Aves; Passeriformes; Pipridae. The record is from RefSeq and is a predicted model, not a curated record. Gene Ontology annotation, molecular function: transmembrane transporter binding; delayed rectifier potassium channel activity; voltage-gated potassium channel activity involved in ventricular cardiac muscle cell action potential repolarization. The coding region runs from base 8 to 361 and encodes 117 amino acids. The transcript has a single exon. Gene Ontology annotation, biological process: regulation of ventricular cardiac muscle cell membrane repolarization; negative regulation of delayed rectifier potassium channel activity; potassium ion export across plasma membrane.